GUUUCUGUGUGGGAAGGAGAUAAAGAAGAGGAAGUGCAUCUUCCGUCUGAGGACCAGAGUCCCACCCAACCCCCCUUCCAAACUCUUUCCUGAACGCGCUCAGAGCGACGGAGGAAACUGCAAGAAGGGCGUGGUUAGUGCUUCAGCUGAGAGGAGGAAGAGGAAGUCCAAGUGGCUUCUCGAAGAUGCCAUUCCUAAUAACGAGCUGUCCUGCAGUUGGACGUCUAACCAUCACAUGGCCAACAUCUUUGACUUCACCCUGGAUGAAUUGCAGAGCCUCAAGAGCUCCAGCAGAGCGGUCAGUAUUGAUCAGGACUCCACUGAUGCCUCCACUUCAGGUUCUGCUACCACCAGCGGCUCCUAUCACUUCAGAGGGCGGGUUGGCAGCAGGAAGAGGAAGUUGCCUAGCAACAGCUAUAGCCAGUGGGCCAAUCGCAGCGAGGCAGGAGAGGAUCCUCCCGGGCUGCUGGAUGACCAGGAAGCUCCGACCCACCUGACAACAGACUCCUCCCACUUCCUGUCUGACUCCCCCCACCUCCACUCCUCCAUCUCCUCGUACUUUGGCGUGGCGGGCCGUCUGACCAACGGGGAGCGGUACCAGGUGCUAGCUCGCCGCGUCACCGCUCAGGGCACGGUGCAGUACCUGCUGGAGUGGGAGGGGACCACUCCUUAUUAGGGCGAAAGUUACUUUAUUUUUUAUCAUAUACGCAUAUCACAUAAAAAACACAAUAAAUCCUGAUCAUCAAGGGCUUAGCUUUAGUUUGUGGGCGCCGUCAUAUGUGUAACAUCCGCCUCCAGUUCACCUCCAGUCUUUGAGUGACGGAUUCCUCACAAAUUGUGAGACGCGUGUCCCCACAAACCUCUGAGGUGAGUUUGGAGGAUUGAGGAAUCAAAGCGGAUCAUGAAGCCUACAACACAGUAUUUAGUUAGAACAAACAAAACGUUUAAAUGCAGCCAAAGACCAUACACACACACACACACACACACACAGUAGUGUUAUAUGAAUGUUUGUAUUAUAAUAUGUUCUUCGACUGACAGUAGAUGCAGUUUGUUCUUUUUAUAUAUAAAUACACAUAUAUAUAUAUGUAUAUAUAUACAUAUAUAUAUGUGUGUAUAUAUAUAUAUGUAUA
Molecule: messenger RNA, 1130 nt
Organism: Cottoperca gobio
Lineage: Eukaryota; Metazoa; Chordata; Actinopteri; Perciformes; Bovichtidae
Product: PHD finger protein 19-like
Exons: 5
Source: RefSeq, a predicted model, not a curated record